AUGGUGAUGGACACGGCUUGGGCCUACACCUGGGUUCCGUCCGUGGAAUGCCCCCUCGUCAGCAUAGCUUGUGCCCGACAUGAAAGAUAUGACCACAGUAGAUCAUCGACUUAUAAACCUGAUGGCACCAGCUUCAACAUUUCCAACACUUAUGUUGGAUAUCUUUCCAAUGACUUGUUCUUGGUUGGCCAGAUGAAUACCACAGAUCAGAAGUUUGCAGAAGUCAAACAUUUGCCAUGGAUAAACGCUCUGUAUGAACCAGACGGAACCCUAGGGCUAGGCUUAGAAAAACUGUCCCCCGGUGUCACUCCUUUGUUCUACAACAUCUACAGACAGAACAAAAUUGCUCCAAUAUUUUCUUUCUACAUUAACAGCCCGACAUGA
Molecule: messenger RNA, 384 nt
Organism: Macrosteles quadrilineatus (aster leafhopper)
Lineage: Eukaryota; Metazoa; Arthropoda; Insecta; Hemiptera; Cicadellidae
Product: lysosomal aspartic protease-like
Exons: 4
Coding region: 1-384 (127 amino acids)
Biological process (GO): cell death; proteolysis
Cellular component (GO): lysosome
Molecular function (GO): aspartic-type endopeptidase activity
Source: RefSeq, a predicted model, not a curated record